UAGCAACGUAAAUUUAAUUUAUUUUUAUAACAGGUUCACUUUAUUCAGGAUUUCUUAGUCUUACUACUUUCUUGUCUUCCAAAGUAUAUUCAUCUAUCCUUAGAUGAGAGAACUAAGUCUGUCUUCCACCCAUUCUCUAUACUUUCAGUGAACUCCUUGUUUCGCCCCAAAUCGUUCGUUUAUCGUUAUAUUAAAAAAUUUAAUUAAAAUAAAGGACGCUGUUCUUUUCAUUUCAUGAAAGUAAGCACAUAGACAGUUUACAAUGCUGCAAUCCUUGAGUAAAUAGAGAUGUCGAACUCGUCAAAGGGAUAUCCUCCCCAUAUGUCGUUACCGUCUUUACCUUCGACUCCUACACCCUCUUCGAGAAGGACGAUUGGUCCUAGAGCCCCAACAUCUACUCCAAUUCCUCCGGCCCAUAAUUUACCUUCUCCAAGCGUGUCAACUCCACGGCUCCUAAAUUCUGCAUCCCGCCCGAAUUCAUCUGCCUCGUCCCAUGAGUUGCCAAUAAAAGAAGAAGGGAACCUUCCUAACUUAAAUCAUUUACCCCAUUUACACUCUCCCUUUUCUAUUCUUCAAGAUGAGUCGUUAAUUUCCUCUUCGACAUCUGAUAAACAAGUUAAUAAAUUGGAUGAAAAACCUGUCUUCUCUGACCUUCCUGAUGUACAGACUUCUCCUCUUCUUUUUAAAACACCGGUUGACUCUGCCCGUCUCCCCUCUAUCCCCGACCGGAAAGCUCCACUUCCUGUGGAUGCUUCAUCUCCAUCUUUGAAUAUCCCGGUAUCCACAAAAAGCUUACGUGGUCCUCGCCAACCUAUUAAUUCCAAAGAUCUUCCAACACCUCAACAACUUCCUCCUAUUCAACAUUCCUACGAAUCUUUACCUACUCCUCCAACGCAUGUCGACUCAGCAAAACCCAAAAGAAGGAAGAAUUACUCACUACCUCCUGUUGUUGAAGUGCCUGAAAUAACAAAUGAACUUUCCCCUAAGUAUUCUAACGAUACUAGUGGGCAAGUAUAUCGUUUGCGUAGUGCUCGGUCAGGUAGCCCAAAUUCAACGACCUCGAUUCAAUUUGAAAUACCUAGUACUCGUCCUCCGUCUUUAGAACAACUCUUGCACUUAUUCAAUGAUUUUUUAAGGCACCCUAUGUUCGAUUUCGAUGAUCAUGCCAUUACAUUACUACAGACCUGUACUCCAGAUGAGAAGUGGAAUUUUAUAAGAGCAAGCUUCUCUGGAUUUGAUGACCCCGCUUUUCAAAUCCCCGAACUAGCUGCUGUACAUCGUCCUGUUUCAUGGUUUGUUCUUCAAUUAUGGAAUAAAACAAUAAGUAAUCUACAAUUAAUUACGCUUUCUUCUUUGUUGAUAACUCAGUCAAAUAGGUGGGUGUCUUCAUUUCUGGAACUACAGGGUCUUCGUGCUAUUCAUAAUCUUCUUACAUACUUUAAUUCAUCCACUGUCGUACAAUCCCAACAGUCUGAGUUGCUGCGUUGUGUAUUUCAGUUGAUGAAGAAACGAGCUACUCUCGCAACCUCAGAUUCCUACAUCUUUUCUUCUGUUACUCAGGCCUUGGGUUCGACGAACUUACUUCCUAGAAAAGUUACGGCUGACAUUUUAUCGUGGGCUUGUGAUUUAAAGGAGACGUCUGUAAUUACUACGAUUGAAAAUGCACUGAAAAGCUUAAAUCCUCCUGGUUUAGGAAGUCCUCCUUUGUGCUACGGCUUUAUAACAACUUUCAAGAAUACCAUCAUCGAAAAGGAAAUUUCUCGUACACCUCCCUCAUCUCCUUCUAAAUUAGCGACGUUGAGCUCUCCUUCGAAUAUAGCAUUCUUAGAGUACUGUACAUCGACGAUGGAUUUUAUCAAUCAUUAUGUUUCUGUUUAUGAAGAUUUGUCUUCCGACUUUAAUGUCCUUGAAUGCCUUCAAGACUCAGGCAUUCAUGAAGUAAUUCAGCACUUGCGGAAUUUCCCCGACAAACAACUCGAGCGUCAACUUAACAUAUAUGAAACUGAGGAGGAAAGGAGAACUGAGUUACUAACCCCAUUAGAAGAUGGCGAUUCUUUUAUAUCGCAUGAAUCCUCAAUCCUUAGUAACUUGAACGAAGUAGCUAGUAAUGAACUCGGCACAUUAUUGGAAUCAACUAUUCAAUCUGUUCUACUCACAAAAGCUAACGAAAAAGAGAAGCUAAAGCUUGUAAAGGUUUUUAACUCACUCUUGCAGAAAUUUUUACUGAACUCUAAAAUAUCUGAAAACACUUUUGAAGAAAGUUUGCAGGUAGCAAUAAGUUCUCUUACGAACAGGCUAUAUUCUGAUGAAACGGCUCGAAAUGCUCUUCAGGAGGCGAAAGCUUCUCGUUCCAUGGCAGAGAAAAUGGUGAUUGAGAGAGAUGCGAUGGCAGCACAGGUUAAUUUGGGUGCCGAAGAUUUGAUAGAGAAACUGAAAAGUGAGCUGAAUGAUCAAAAUGAUGUUAUUCUAUCCCAAAAAAGGACGAACGAAACUUUGAGAAAAGAAGUUGAGGAUAUGCAGAAGUCUCAUCUUGCCCAAAUUCAACGAAGUGAGCUAGAGCUUCGAGAGCUUUACCUCUUAAUAAAUCAUGAAUCAAACAAUAUUCGUUCUGGUUUAGGAAGAAACAAAAUCGUUGAAUACCUUGAUGAUAAAUUAGAACUUCGAAAGAAAGAAAUCACAGCGGAAUCUGUUUUUUGGUCCUCGGAUGGUAUUAGUGAGAAGCUGAAAAAUUUGCGUGAGAAAAUGAAUAAUUUGAGUGCUGAAAAUCAGUCUACUGGUUCUUCAAUAUUGCAAAUUCCUGACAAAGAUUUCGUUCGCCCUUUUCCUCGUGCUAAAGUACCACGCAUUAAGUCAAUGACUAAUAGGCGCUCGGCAUCUGAGAGCUUUUCUCGCUUCCUUGUCCAUGAAAAUAAUGAAAAUAUACAAACGGAAGAAUCAAAAAUUCCGUUAUUAGAUGCCGUUGAGACGAAACAUGAGAACUCUAAAGAACUUUCCACUACAAAGCCUGAAACGUCUCUAGAUAGUGAUUCAACUCUACUUGAUUCCUAUAAUGAACAUGCAGAAGCUAAAAAGCAAAAAGAAUUUACUGAAGAGAUUAGGUCACCAAAAUCUCCAAAGAGGAAACCUGUUUUGCCUGCACCACCACCUCCACCGCCUUUGCCUGUGAAAACAUCCACGGAUACAUUUUUAUCACCUUUACCAUUGUCUACAGCGGAAACAAAUCAAAAGACGGUACCUCCUGCUCCUGGAUUACCUCCCCCGCCUCCUCCACCGCCUCCAAUGUUAAGCUGUUCAGGUGCUAAAUUUUUUAACACGCAGGAACACAAUGAAGUUUCUGGUUUUAAUGAACCUAAUAACAUGGAACGACCCAAACGUCGUUUGAAACAGAUGCAUUGGGAAAGACUGGAUUCGGGUUUGGAGUACACUUUUUGGUCAGUCACUUCUCAACAAUCUAGUUCCCUAUUCGAAAAGCUCAAGGAUUCCGGUACCUUUGAGCAAAUCGAAGAAAACUUUGCAAUGAAAGAGGCAAAGCCUUUACAGAAGAAAGGGGCACAAAGAACGGAAUAUAUGUCUAGCGACCUUCAAAAGCUUUUUGGAAUUCAUUUUCAUAAAUUAGCACAUAAAAAUCCGGAUGAAAUUAUUCGAAUGGUGUUACACUGUGAUGAAAGCAUUAGUGAAGCUACCGAAUUUUUGGGUAGCGAAAAAAUUCUGAACCAGGUUAAGCUGAAGGCUGAUCUUGAACCAUACCGUAUCGAUUGGACAAAUGGAGGUGAAUCAGUAAAUGCUGAAAAAGAUCCGUCUGAGUUAAGCCGUUGGGAUUAUUUGUAUUUGCGCCUCAUUGUAGACCUUCAAAAUUACUGGGGACGACGGAUAAAUGCUCUUAAAAUCAAAUAUACCAUUGAUACUAACUAUGAAACGCUUGUUCGUCAAGCAAAAUUGAUAGGAAGAGCUGCAUUAGUUCUUCGUGAUAAUGAGACAUUCAAGGACCUAAUGCACCUUAUCUUAUGUCUUGGUAAUUUCAUGAAUGAUUAUAUUCGUCAAGCACGCGGAUUUUCGCUUAAUUCACUUCAACGGCUUCCGUUGAUAAAAAAUUCGUCGAAUACCCAGAGUUUAUUACAUGUGCUUGAAAUGAUUGUUCGCAAAAAUUUUCCAUCUACAGAAGCAUUCCUCACGCAGCUUUCUGUUGUGAUAGAAGCCUCAAAACUCAACAUUGAAACAAUCGAACAAGAAUGUACGGAACUCAUACGAGGGUGUCAGAAUGUGCGACUUGACUGCGACUCUGGUGUCCUUUCCGACCCUACAUCCUUCCAUCCUGACGACAAAAUCUUAACAGUAAUCAUUCCUUGGCUUAAUGAAGGCGUGAAAAAGAUGGAUUUUCUGAAGGAGCAUUUGAGAACAAUGAACACGACGUUAAAUAAUGCCAUGAGAUAUUUCGGGGAACAACCCAGUGACCCGAAUGCACGUAAUGUCUUUUUCAAAAAAAUCAGCUCUUUUAUUAGUGAAUACAAAAGAGCCAAGGCAGAGAAUCUAAAGACAGAGGAGGAAAUUUCUCAGAAAGAGAAGGUUUAUGUCAAGAAGGGCAAAUCAAAGGUGCUGGAGCUUGCUAUUUCAGAGAAAGAUACUAGUGAGAAUCGUGAAAUGGACAAUUUCUUAAAUAAAUUACGAGAUAUCAAGCUCGAUGGACAUAAUCGGCUUCGUCGUCGUCUACCUACAAAUGAUAAUACGGAAAAUGUCGAAAGCUCUAAUAUGAAAAAUGCCGUUAAAGAUCAGCUUUCUGUUCCCAAAAGAGGUUUACAGAAAGUUGAAUCAAAUUCUGCAUCACCUCGACUUCCGAAAACCUGGGGAAAGACCAUGCAGAAGGAUCGGAGAAUCAAAUCUCAAGGCCAGAAUAAGCAAUCCAAACAUCACUAUAAGAAAAAGAGCUCUAGAAGGAUUGUUUCCGAUACAACUGCUAUAGGUGAACAACACUCAAAUAAAGAGAACCUUAUUCAGGCACAAACUAGAAAGGGAACAACUUCAAAGAAGUCCAUGCCUGCUACAAGAACAGAUAAGAAUAAUGCAAACCGGAGAAGAAAAUCAAGUAAAAAAUUUGUGGACGUUAAUAAGGACAAUGAUGUUCAUACCAAAUCCAGCAAUCCCUUAAUGGAAAAUAAGUGGACAAAAGAAGAUUCCAUCGAAAAACAGAAGACGGCUAAUGAGAAUAAACGUUCUGUAAAGAAUUCUCUCGAAAAUAUGAAAAACAUUGGCCAAUCUCGCUUUAUAAGGAAGUUAUCUGAAAGUUCAGACAAUAGUGAAACAGCCCCUGUCAUCCCAAAGCGCCAGAACAGCUUUACGGAAUAUGGUACAACUUCGUUUAAUACUCCAGAGAAAAGUAGAAGUGGAACACCAGAUAUCAACACCAUGUUGCGGCAAGGCAGUAGUCGUGGAAGUGCUCGUCGCCGAGUAUUAGAUCAAUUGAACACUCCAUUGGCCCAUAAAAGCUCAAAUCAAACGUAUAUAAGCGAGUUAGAGUUGGAGGCGCCUAGCAAGUCUAGUUAUGCGAAGAGAAUAGAGGCAAUAAAGUCAGAACCGGCUCAGAAUCCAAAACGGUUUCAAGAUACGGAAAGUCCAAGGCCUGAACUUUCAUCUAUAUCACCUCUUUCUUCUGUUCCGGUUACCCCUAGACCAAAUAGGUCGAAGCGAGCUCAAGAAAUGUUGGCGGGUCUUUUGUCUGGCAGACUGGCUUCUAAGGAAAAUCUUGAUGUCGUAAAGUAAAACGGCAACAUUUCCUUUGAAAUGACUCACCAAUUAGUAAUGGUGGAUGUAAAUUUUGUAUAAUUUUUUUUUUUUUUUUUGAUAUCUAUUUUUGUUCUUUUAAAGGAUUCCCCUUAAUUUUUUGCAUAUCGGUUAAUAAGCACAAUAUGUGUAUACCUUUUUAUUUCUUUUGGUCUUAUUAUCUGUGUACAUGAGAUCAUGUUAGUAUCUGGAAGUCUGGAAUAAUUAAACGAAGAACACAGGUAAUGAUUAUUGCAGCGUUUUUCUUUGCUUAUCCGUGUCUUUAACAUGGAAUAAAUUUAAUGAAAAGCUACAAGUUUUAGCUCUGGAUAUUUCAGUCAAUUCCUUCAGACAUUCUUUUACUUUGUAUAACUAUUAUUUUUUUGCAUAGAAAGCAUAUGUAUAAAUAAACACUAUUCUUGUUUGAAAGUAAUGCAUAAUCGACUCUCAAAUCGAACUUGUAUUGGCUACUAUUUAUUAAACACC
Molecule: messenger RNA, 6240 nt
Organism: Schizosaccharomyces octosporus yFS286
Lineage: Eukaryota; Fungi; Ascomycota; Schizosaccharomycetes; Schizosaccharomycetales; Schizosaccharomycetaceae
Product: formin Cdc12
Exons: 1
Coding region: 289-5754 (1821 amino acids)
Biological process (GO): barbed-end actin filament capping; actin filament bundle assembly; mitotic actomyosin contractile ring assembly
Cellular component (GO): cell division site; mating projection tip
Molecular function (GO): small GTPase binding; actin binding
Source: RefSeq, a predicted model, not a curated record